Aspergillus candidus is the source of this 693-nucleotide messenger RNA. RefSeq names its product acetylxylan esterase precursor. Gene Ontology annotation, molecular function: hydrolase activity. NCBI's taxonomy places the organism in Eukaryota, Fungi, Ascomycota, Eurotiomycetes, Eurotiales, Aspergillaceae. The record is from RefSeq and is a predicted model, not a curated record. The transcript has 3 exons. Bases 1 to 693 code for a protein of 230 amino acids.
AUGCUCUCUAAAUUGGCGGUUAGUUUGCUGGUCACUAGCACUAUUGCUGCUUCUGCCGAGACUGCAACGCCCCGGCCGGAGUGUCCCAACAUUCAUGUCUUCGGGGCGCGCCACACGACUGCAACAGAUGACUAUGGCCUCGCAAAGGAGCUUGUGAACGCGAUUGUUGAGACCCAUCCUGGAGCAACAGCCGAACGCAUUGAUUACCCUGCCCAGGGAGGCUCUACUGAUAUAUUCGCUUGGUCUGCUCAGACAGGGGUCCGAGCCGUCACUCAUCAAGUUACUUCAUUUGUGAAUAGGUGCCCUGACACUCAGAUUGUCUUGGUUGGGUAUUCUCAGGGCGCUGAGAUUAUAGAUGAUGCCAUGUGUGGUGGCCCUGAUCCCACCGUGAAUAUCAGCAGCACCGAACCCCCCUUGUCUAGUGAGAUUGGGUCGCAUGUCAAGGCAAUAGUUUGGAUGGGUAACCCCCGUCAUACCAUUGGUGCGCCUUUCAACCUAGGAACAGCCAGCGCAUCGGGGACCCGUCCGCGAUCUGAAAACCUGUCCUGUCUCCCGUAUACCGAUAUAAUCCAGUCUUACUGUGACCAGGGAGACAGAGUCUGUACUGACGGCGACUCCUGGGAGGUGCAUGGGAGCUAUGCUGCGAAAUACACUUACAAUGCCCUUGAGUUUGUUAAUGAGCGGCUUUAUUAA